Molecule: messenger RNA, 2463 nt
Organism: Bombyx mori (domestic silkworm)
Lineage: Eukaryota; Metazoa; Arthropoda; Insecta; Lepidoptera; Bombycidae
Gene: CDC50
Product: cell cycle control protein 50A
Exons: 10
Coding region: 166-1296 (376 amino acids)
Cellular component (GO): Golgi apparatus; plasma membrane; endoplasmic reticulum
Source: RefSeq, a predicted model, not a curated record
UGUCAACUGUCAAUUGCUGGUAUCCUAAGCAUUUCCUACUUCAGUGUUAAACAUACAUAAUUUUUUAUCAAAUUUGUCUGAUGCAAUGACUGUGAAAGUUUAAUUUAUUGGUUUUACCUGGUAAUUCCUAAAAAACGAAUUAAUACGCAUAAUUCUUAACAAACCAUGGCGACGUCUAGUGAUACGUCGGAGCAAAAUGUAAAGUCAAGACGACCUGCUGAAUCUGCUUUUAAGCAGCAACGUCUACCUGCAUGGCAACCAAUACUGACUGCUGGAACUGUGCUACCUACGUUCUUUGUAAUCGGAAUCGCUUUUAUACCAGUCGGGAUAGGUCUGCUCUAUUUUUCUGAUGAGGUUAAAGAGCAUGUUAUUGACUACACUUAUUGCAUGAAAGAUGAUAUGAACGUCACAUGUGCAGAUUUUUUAAAAAACAACACUGAAGAAAUAUGCACUUGUCAUCUUCCCUUCAAUCUUACUGAGGACUUCAAAGGAGAAGUUUAUUUCUAUUAUGGACUGACCAAUUAUUACCAGAAUCAUAGACGAUAUGUAAAAUCCAGGGAUGACAAUCAGCUUUUAGGCCGCCUGUCAUUAACUCCAUCUUCUGAUUGUGAUCCAUUUGCACGUGCUGAAGAAAAUGGAGUAAUGAAACCAAUAGCACCUUGUGGAGCUAUAGCUAACUCUUUGUUCAAUGAUACACUUACAUUGCAUUCAGUGGAAUCGAAUGGCGAUGUUCCUGUACUACGAACUGGUAUUGCCUGGGCAUCUGAUAAGAGGACCAAGUUCCGGAACCCAGAAGGCAAUCUCGAAGAAGCAUUUGCAAACUUUACGAAGCCAGUGAAUUGGCGUGUCAACAUUUGGCAGUUAGAUCCCGGCAAUCCUGAUAACAACGGUUUUCAGAAUGAAGACUUGAUCGUGUGGAUGCGCACAGCCGCCCUGCCGACAUUCCGCAAGUUGUAUCGGCGCGUGGACCACAGCCAGGUAGGGUUCGGUGGUGGACUCGUCAAAGGCCCGUAUAUUCUCAAAGUCGACUACAAUUACCCAGUAGUUGACUUCCAUGGGACGAAAUCAUUUAUAAUUUCGACUACAUCGUUGCUGGGGGGAAAGAAUCCGUUCUUAGGAGUGGCUUAUGUAGUCGUCGGUACCCUGUGCCUCUUACUGGGCAUAGUACUACUCGUCAUACACGUCAGAUGUUCCAAGAGAUAUCCAACACCCCAAACGUACUACAUACGCGAACCGAAUACACAAGUCCUCACAACCGAAAUGAUCAACGUGAACCCGCGCACGCCGUACUCUUGAACGGUGACGUCAUAGUUCAUCAAUAAUAGAACAGUAUCAACGAUUUGUAGAUUUUUGACAAAGAAAAUGUAAUUUAAUUUAUAUAUUUAACAAACACUUCUAGUGAUUACGUUCUGGAAAGAGUCAUUUGUAUUAAAAAUUAUUGCUUUCACAAGUAUUAUUGAUUUUGGUGUAUUGAAAAAGAAAAAACGGUUCUUAAAGCGAAUGUUUAAGGAAAUAUAAAAUAUAAGAGUCGAAGUACGCAAAUACACUAGAAACUAUAGGUAGCUUUGUGUGUCAGUGUACUAAGUGAAUUAUUUCAUCGUUGUGUUAGAAUGAAUACUUUAGAAACAGCAAAAGUUAUAUUUUGAACAGCGUUGGUUUUGUGUUGCGGACAUCCUCUGUGCUUUUUCGUAACACUUUUAAUCUAUUUUUAAAUAUAAAAAUGUAUUAAUCGAUAUGCGGAACCAAUUAAAACUACUAUUACUGUAUAACCUCUCGUGAUUUAUUAAUUGUUUUAUUAAACACGACGUGUUCCUUUGAGAACACGAAAACUGUUUAAUUUUUUUUUUUGUAAAGUGCUAGAAACUUCGGAAAUAUUAUAAUGGUAAUAAGCAACGCGAUAUUAAUCCGUAAAAGUUGUUUUAAUUAUGUCAACGACACGCGAAAAUCGAACUUAAUAUUAUUUAAUUUAGAAUUGUUUUUGAAGUAACAAAAACGGUGGAAUGUAUUGUUUGUUGUAUCAAAUUUUACAUUCAAUGUGGACGAUAAAGAAACUUUGAUUCAGAGAUCAAGAUAAUUCCGAUAUACACGACCUAAAGGCCUCAUUGGUGUAAUUAUAAAAAAAACUCUUGUUCACUGUUAAGUAUUACCUUCAACCUUGUUUCAACUACUUCUUGAAAAUAAAGAACCUUCUAGCGGUAGGCAGCGGCUUGGCUCUGCCCCUGGAAUUGCUGAAGUCCAUGGGCGACGGUAACCACUCACCAUCAGGUGGGCCGUAUGCUCGUCUGCCUACAAGGGCAAUAAAAAAAAAUUAUUCUGAAUACCGCUAUGUCGGCAUUUAAAUUGUAUUUAACUUACUAAUCUUGUUAACAUUUCGUGUAAGCUACAAGAGGAUAGCGGAAAUAAUAUAUAGAUUUAAAAUGUGCUGUAUUAAAAUUUAAUUAAUAAAAUUGCUGUUUUCGAUUA